UUUGUCUGGUGCCGUCAGCUGGUAUAUUGCUGGAUAUCGUUACCUGUCCCGGUCAUUACCUGGCUACAGGUCUUAGUGAAAGUGUCGGCCAUGACGAGGUAGAUUAGUUCGUCCUAUUGACAGCGGCCCAGAUCGAUACGGUGCCAGCAUCAGAGCUGUAGUCGAUACGUCCCAGCCGCGCCAUCUUGGUCUUCGCUUGGAUCUGUGGAGUAAGAGUGCCAACCUCCAACAAUUUAUCAUGUAACUCUCAGCCCGGAUUUACAACCGUGGCAGAAAAGGUGAUUCUUGUUCAAGAGUAAUAGUGAACCGGACUUAAGGCCAAAUAAGACGUUGUCAUGGCGAAGAAAAAAGAGGGAUGCUGCAAGAAGUUCAUGAAAUUUCUGUUCUCGCAUGUGGGGCUGUGUGUUCUGGUGGCGCUGUAUUGUGUGGCGGGGGGAUUCAUCUUCAGACAUCUAGAACAGAACAACGAACAACAGAUCUGUUACGACUCCAGGAAUGAGUACGUCCCGAUGGAGAACAAGACUCUCUCUCAGAUGAUCAGCGUUAUGACUGAAAACGAAGGCAACGCCAAUAAAGACGUGAUGACAAUCCAGCUCAAGUCCAUCCUGGAGACGUUCAGGGACAACAGUAUCGCCAUCGGAUACGGCGGAGACUCCUGUGGGGACUACGGCAAGGAGGGGGGGCCACCUUACAAGUGGUCAUUCCCGGGGGCCCUCUACUUCUCUGUCACCGUCAUAUCCACUAUAGGGUACGGACACAUCGCGCCCAAAACUUUCUGGGGGCGCCUGGUGUGUAUAGCCUAUGCCAUGCUGGGGAUUCCCCUCAUGCUGCUCUGUCUAGCCAAUAUCGGGGAGGUCCUGGCCGACAUAUUUCGAUUCAUAUACGCCAAGAUCUGCUGCUGCGGCUGCUGUCGAAAGAAAGACAAAACCAAGGUAGUCCAGAUUAAACCGGUGGCACAGGAACCCAACUGGAACAGCGACAAGUCCAAAAUCAUCACAGCGGCCCCACCCAUGGGCACCAGCGAGUUCACCAAGAUCCCACCCAAAACCCCUGAUAGUGUCAAGGGAAGCGACGACGGCAAGCCAGUCAAAAUCAUCCCCCUUGACAUCCGGUCCUUCAAGACACAACAGGAACUGGCCAACCGGUCCCAGCAGGUGCGCGGGGAGCCGAUGAUCAUGGACGACGACAGCGACGACGAAGACGACGAUUUGGACGAGAAGAAGAUCACUGUCCCUCUGACGGUGACGAUGAUUGUCAUCGCUGGCUACAUCCUGGGCGGGGCCAUGUUAUUCGGAUUGUGGGAGACAUGGGACGAGCUCCAGUCCGCCUAUUUCUGUUUCAUCACGCUCAGUACCAUCGGGUUCGGUGACGUAGUUCCGGGCACGGAUUUCGAUAACCCCCAGCAGACGGCGCAGCUCAUCCUCGGCGCGGUCUACGUGCUUUUUGGGAUGGCCAUUCUGUCAAUGUGUUUCUCCCUGAUGCAGGAUGAAAUUAUCGCCAAGUGCAAGUGGGUUGGACAAAAAUUAGGACUUGUUGAUAAAGAUGAGGAUUAAGGAGUGUUGUUGUUGUCCACAUAUGGACGAAACUUUGCUGCUGAUGAAAUUUUCUAAUUUUGGAGUUUCGAAAUAUACACUUUAAAUUUCUGUAAAGUAAUGUCUUUUUCGCAAAUAUUCCUAUAUAUGUAUUAACGGAUGAUUGAGCUUGAUGUGUCCAGGGGACAUUGUACAAAGGCAUUGAGGUGCCCGCCUAUCAACCAAACUUGUAAAAGUCCUGUCUUGGUCCUAGUUCCCCGCCGCUGACACGGUUUAACUUUAUCCUGAUGGCAUGGUCAAUGGCAGGAAAUUCGUAUUUUUUCUAUCAAAGAAUGACCCUGUUUUUACGAUUCCUUGCAAUGUGACAGGAUGUAAGUCAGUACUUAGUAAUCUAUGUAGACUUGUCCGCCUCUAGAUUUUUGUGUAUUUUUAUCACUAUUAUAUAUGGAGCCCGUUGGGUGCUUGCAGGGGUCGGGACACGGAUACAUUUGGGUGUGGGCUCUGCUGUUGAUUAACUGACCAACCCCUGGAGGCACCCAGCCAAGAAAUACUUAACACUGAAAGUAUUGACAUCCGUCCGAGUUUUCUCAUGCUAUGUAGAACUCAAAGUUUACAUACAUUUUUAUUUGUAUGAUAUGUAUAUUUAACCAUAUACUCUUUUUUUUUUUUGCAAACGUGUGUACUAACCGCCAUGGUGUAGACUCGGAGGGAACCUACAUGCGUCCUACCUACUCUUCAUAUUUUGGGAAUCUCUAUUUUCUUACAAUGUUGUCUGUGAUAUUCAUGUUACGAUUAAUAAAUUUUAAGUUUCCAUCUCU
Molecule: messenger RNA, 2350 nt
Organism: Magallana angulata
Lineage: Eukaryota; Metazoa; Mollusca; Bivalvia; Ostreida; Ostreidae
Product: TWiK family of potassium channels protein 7-like
Exons: 3
Coding region: 336-1553 (405 amino acids)
Biological process (GO): potassium ion transmembrane transport; stabilization of membrane potential
Cellular component (GO): membrane
Molecular function (GO): potassium ion leak channel activity
Source: RefSeq, a predicted model, not a curated record